CUUGUUGCCAACUUCCGCUGGACGGGCGGUGAUCCAGUGAUCCAGUGACCGCUGCUUAAUAAAACACGCCCGGUGUCCAAACGAUCCGUUACAUCCCCCCCAUACAUCUCAUCUAUCCUAUCCUAUCAUGGACUGUGUGACCAGCUGCAGCGUGAAUUACUUGGUCAACCCCAAUCAACAAGCGGACUUUUUCAACGCUACAUAGCCUACGAUCCCUUGCCACGACGACGCUAGUCGUUAGCAGUUAGUUAGUUGGUUGUAUCUAUCUAGCUAUCUUAUCUAUCGAUCUAUCCACCCAUCUUCUACUAAACCGGCCAGUUUCCUCCAAGUUUCCAGCGCUUCUUCUGUCCGUCGAUCAAGCAGGCUCAGACUUCAGCAUACCUCGACAUAUCCCUCAAAACCAUACCGGCAGCACAAGUCGUUUUUUGCCUCAGCUACCUUAUUUAUCCGUAGCAAGAGGGCCGCCGCCUCUGUGUCUUGCUGUGAAAGCGAACUGCUAUCUACAGUACCCGGGCAGCCCCAGAGCUUCUCUUUGACUGCCUCUGGUAGGGACAAGAACUGGCAACCUCUGUGGCAAGACCUACUCUUCAUACCGAGCGAUAGUAGCCGGGAGCAUUUUCCUUCGACAGGGAAACCCGCAGGGAACGGCAGCUAGAGCUAAAUCUUCGUGUGCUGUGACGAGACUUAAAUUCCCAGAGCGCUCCUCUCAUACACCAUCAUUGUCAUCAUCUCAUCCUCACAGAUCAUCCACCAAAGAGCUAGACCUCUGUACAAGAAACUAUUUUAAUACUUGUCAUCUUCACUUACUUUGAACGAGAACUCAGCUGCUUUUUCCUAAUUGCAGCUUGUUUCUUCUACUUGAUAAGAAACUUACAUCCAGGCUACCUCAGCUCCUCCUCGAGAAUUUAACAGUAUUAUCGAGAAAACUACUACUUUGUUUUCUCGUGACAACUGACGUGGAGCCUGUCACUGGUUUUGUGCAGGCGAACAGUGGCGGCUGCCCUUCGCGAUGGGUCUUUCAUACAACAUCUACCUCUCUUCUAAUAAGAUCUUCGGAUGCAAGACCUGCAAAACCCACUUGGCCGAUUAUCACGAUAUCAUCAGCCGAAAUUUCCGUGGCCAACAUGGCAAAGCCUUCCUCUUCAAUAGCGUUGUCAACAUAACCCAAGCCGAAGCUGUAGAGCGCAGCAUGACGACUGGCCGACAUGUUGUUCGAGACAUUAUGUGCCGGCAGUGCAAAGAGACAGUCGGGUGGAAGUACGACAAGGCAUACGAAACCGCCGAGAAAUACAAAGAAGGCAAAUUCAUCCUAGAAGCGGAGCUACUGUGUAUGGUGUACUAGAAUCGUUUUUGACUCGGACUUGAACUUUCCUUUCAUUUCAACUUUUUUUUCUUCCCAAGGGACCAUUUAGCCUCGAUUACCAUGGUGGUACGGAACAGUCGAUCGGGCCGUACUUGUAUGCGUGGUUUUCAGAACCAGCCCUUGAUGCACGAUCGGGACCUUAGAGAGAACAACAUACCAACAUAUCAUCAUCGGGCACGGCGAAAGAGGUAUUGCAUUGUUGGAUUGGAUUUGGCUUUGAUUUUUAUUUGGGCGUUUCCCUCUAUUUUUCUCCUGAUUUGUCGAGACUUUUGUCAUUCUUAAUUACGUGCUUUUUCUUUUUCUUUCUUUCUUUCUCUUUUUUUUUCUUUUUUUUUCUUUUUUUUCUAUUAGCAAGCCUGUAAAAUGGCGUUGCAAUUGGAGUCUGGGUUUCGGGAGUUUUCUAUUUUAUUAAUCUCAACCGGGGAUGGUGGAAUUCGCGCAGGAUUCUUUUUGUUAUCUGUUUUCGCCGUGACUGGAACCGCUCCUCUGUUUUCCCUUCAAACGCUCAGCUCAGAUAUUAAGGAUUUAUUCUCAUGUCUACCUCUCCCUUCUCAGCUUCGCUCUGGUCUGACUCCCAAAUGCUCUUUGAAGUGUGUAAAGAAGAAAGGAGAUUUGAAAUUAUUUUAUUUAUUUAUUUAUUAAUAUAUUUACCUAAAUCUGACCCACCC
Molecule: messenger RNA, 2031 nt
Organism: Blastomyces dermatitidis ER-3
Lineage: Eukaryota; Fungi; Ascomycota; Eurotiomycetes; Onygenales; Ajellomycetaceae
Product: yippee zinc-binding protein Moh1
Exons: 3
Coding region: 1010-1342 (110 amino acids)
Cellular component (GO): ubiquitin ligase complex
Source: RefSeq, a predicted model, not a curated record